Molecule: messenger RNA, 591 nt
Organism: Serendipita indica DSM 11827
Lineage: Eukaryota; Fungi; Basidiomycota; Agaricomycetes; Sebacinales; Serendipitaceae
Source: the annotation of a GenBank genome assembly
AUGACUCUGGUCAACGAAGCAAGAAGAUCAAACGCCGCUGGGACGUUGAGCAAAUACAACGACCCGCUUGUUCGAGCGGUAUGCAGGGAGAUGCGCACACUGGACACGGAUCUAUCCAGGAUCACAUCGGAGUAUGAGAUUGAUGACUCCCAAGUCCCGGACGGUGUAAUGGCUGCCGCAUCAUUUUAUCACGUCGCUCUUCGUCGCAACAAGCGCUGCGUCCUGGCAUACCAGAAUCAUCGAAUCGAGAAGCUUAAAGAGCUCUAUUGGGGUGCUGCGGGAUCAUUGGUUCACUUGCUGGGGGAUUCAGAGGUCAGAACCCGACUGAGUCCGCACGAGGUGGAUUUUCUCCGGACGUACAAUGAGAUUGUGCAGGAAUUCCGAGGAGACUUUGAAGAUAUUCUGGAUGUUGUAGGUGAUGUUGCAAUCCCGCCCAAGGAGCUCAACGUUGUUGUGCGGGUCGUGCGGGAAUGUGGCACCAUCCAGACAGAAUUAGGACCUAUCGAUUUUCAGAAAGGGCAACGAUUCAUGGUGAGAAGAGCGGACAUUGAACAGCUGAUCACCCAGGGGUUCCUAGAGAUUGUCAGGUGA